AUGUUUGGGCUGUCUGAUUUGUGUAAAGUUCUUGGCAUUAUACCACAGUCCCCUGUUUUGUUUUCAGGAAUUGUAAGGUUUAAUCUUGACCCUUUUAAUGAACACAAUGAUGCUGACCUCUGGGAGGUUCUGGAGAGGGCACAUUUGAAGGAUGUGAUACGGAGGAAUUCUUUGGGGCUGGAUGCUGAGGUCUCUGAGGCAGGCGAGAACUUCAGCGUUGGGCAGAGGCAACUCUUGAGUCUCUCUCGGGCAUUAUUGCGUAGAUCAAAGAUAUUAGUACUUGACGAAGUCACUGCAGCAGUAGAUGUUAGAACAGAUGCCCUCAUACAGAAAACAAUUUGA
This is a messenger RNA of Arachis stenosperma, 342 nucleotides long. Its product is annotated as ABC transporter C family member 2-like. Gene Ontology annotation, biological process: transmembrane transport. The record is from RefSeq and is a predicted model, not a curated record. Bases 1 to 342 code for a protein of 113 amino acids. Lineage: Eukaryota; Viridiplantae; Streptophyta; Magnoliopsida; Fabales; Fabaceae. Gene Ontology annotation, cellular component: membrane. Gene Ontology annotation, molecular function: ATP hydrolysis activity; ATPase-coupled transmembrane transporter activity; ATP binding. The transcript is spliced from 3 exons.